Messenger RNA from Zingiber officinale, 1561 nucleotides. RefSeq lists its product as uncharacterized. Lineage: Eukaryota; Viridiplantae; Streptophyta; Magnoliopsida; Zingiberales; Zingiberaceae. The transcript has 2 exons. The coding region runs from base 88 to 1422 and encodes 444 amino acids. The record is from RefSeq and is a predicted model, not a curated record.
GAAACCGAGAGCAAGGCAUCGAGUUUGGUGCGGAAAGGUUGGAGCUUGCCGAGACUGGUUUGGUUUCCUCCGCUGCUUCUUCCGUCUAUGAGGAAGCUGUGGCCGAACCUGGAGCGGGAGGAUGGACUGGACACGGUCCUGGAAGUGCCCAUGCCGGAGGAGACGUUCCUCGCCGGCGGCGUUGGCUCCCGUAGCAGCAAGACGUUCUGCACCAACGUGAAGGCGUGGAUGCGACCGCACGUCGGCCGGGCGAUGACGACCGGCAGCAGCGGAGCGGAACUCCAGCUCAUGCUGGGUGUCAUUGGGGCGCCCCUCGUCCCUCUUCCGGUGCAUGCUUACAACUCCACGGUCAUCAAGGACAUGAAGGAGGACACAAUUGAAGUGUCGAUGGCGAGGUACAUCGUGCAGCAGUAUAUCGCGGCAUCGGGAGGAGAUCAGGCGCUGAACGCGAUCCAUAGCAUGUACGCCAUGGGGAAGGUUCGGAUGAUGGCGACGGAGAUGUCCAAAGGCAACGGCUGCAGAAGCGGGGACGGCGCAGCGGCUGCUGGCAAUGGCAGGAAGGCGAGGAAGGGGCUCGGCAACGUCGGAGAGAUCGGCGGGUUCGUGCUGUGGCAGAAAAAGCCCGACUUGUGGUGCCUGGAGCUGAUGGUCUCCGGGAGCAAGAUCAGCGCCGGGAGCGACGGUAAGGUGGCUUGGCGACAAACGCCGUGGAACCAGCCGCACGCCUCCCGCGGACCUCCUCGCCCCCUUCGCCGCUCUCUCCAGGUACCCAACACGGCAGUAAUUGAUCCCAUGAUAUUUCUUAUCGACAUUUCGUCAACGUAUCGCGCUCACCAAAAUCGCAACGUUUCAGGGGCUCGAUCCGAGAUCGACGGCGAACUUAUUCGCCAAGUCGGUGUGCCUCGGGGAGAAGGCCGUCAACGGCGAGGACUGCUUCGUGCUGCGCCUGGACGCGGAGGCGACGACCCUUCGAGCGCGCAGCAGCAGCAGCGUCGAAAUCAUCCGCCACACCGUUUGGGGUUACUUCAGCCAGCGUACCGGCCUCCUCGUCCAGCUCGAGGACUCGCACCUCCUCCGCAUCAAAACGGCAUCAGCCAAGGACUGCGUAUACUGGGAGACCACCAUGGAGUCUCACAUCGAAGACUACCGCACCAUCGACGGCGUCAACAUCGCGCACGCCGGCCGCACCAACGUCUCGCUCUUCCGUUUCGGGGAGACCAGCGACCGACACACGAGAACACGGAUGGAGGAGACGUGGACGGUGGAGGAGGUGGACUUCAACAUUUGGGGGCUCUCCAUGGAUUGCUUCCUGCCGCCCAGGGACCUCAAGGAGGAGAGGGACGGCGCCGAAAUCGGAGGCGGAGCUCCAUCAGAGAAGGUCGCGCGCCUCCCGGUAAGGGUACCUCCAGUAGCUGCCGCUAGAAUCGGGCCGUCGCAGGUCGCCGCCGUCGACAUAGACGAGUUGGACUCGGCGUGGACGGAGGAUGAAGAGGGCAGGCCAUGAACGAGCAUGUCGCGUGCGUUACCAUUAACUAUUUAACUUCGUCUUGGCGUGUAAAUA